AAGGGAGGAAAACACCCCAGUCCCUGCUGGCUCCUCCUCUGGCCUAGACAGGACUUAAAAACCCAGGGAAAAGAUCCGAGCAGAGAAGCCAGCGAGGGGCCGAGCAGCACCAAGGUCUCUGGCACCAGGGUCUCAGCACUGGGCGCUCAGGGGAGGCCGAGCGCGGGAAGCAGGGCGGCAGCCUCCCAGCCCUCCUGGAGGGUCUGCUCCAUCUCUCCGAGGAUGGGUCUUCAGGGGACUUUCAGCUUCCUCUUAGGGCUCCUGCUUGGCUCUGUGCUCCCGGUGACUUCAGCCCCAGCCACGCCGGAGCUGCGUAACUGCAGCCACAAGGACCAACAGGUCACCAUCAGCCACAACUUGAACAUUGAGGUGAACAAGUCCCCCCUGGUGCAGGUGGAGGUUGACCCGAAGUUGCUCAGUGGUAAUGGGACUUCACUCUUGGCCACGGGGGAGGAGGCAGAGGGACAGAACUUCGUCUUCAGGCACAACAUUCGCCUUCAGACACCGCAGAAGGACUGUGACUUGUCAGAUAGCUUCCAGGAUCUCCUGGCCCGGGUGAAGAAACUGGAGGAAGAGAUGGCAGAGAUGAAGGAGCAGUGUAAUGUCCAGCGCUGCUGCCAAGGGGCCACUGAUCCGAGCCGCCACUGCAGCGGGCACGGCACCUUCUCCCCCGACACCUGCAGCUGCCACUGCGAGCAGGGCUGGGAGGGCGCCGCGUGCGAGCUGCCCACCUGCCCCGGGGCGUGCAGUGGCCACGGGCGCUGCGUGGACGGGCGCUGCCUGUGCGACGAGCCCUACGUGGGCGCCGACUGCGCGUACCCGCCCUGUCCACAGAACUGCAGCGGCCACGGCGUGUGCGUGGGUGGUGUCUGCCACUGCCACGAAGACUUCACCUCAGAGGACUGCAGUGAGCAGCGCUGUCCCGGCGACUGCAGCGGCCACGGCUUCUGUGACACCGGCGAGUGUUACUGCGAGCUGGGCUUCACUGGGCUCGACUGCUCCCAGGUCAUCCCCCCUCAGGGCCUGCAGCUGCUGAAGAGCACCGAGAACUCGCUGCUGGUGGGCUGGGAGCCUUCCAGCGACGUGGACCACUACCUCCUCAGCUACUAUCCCCUGGGGAGCGAGCUCUCCGGGAGGCAGAUCCGGGUGCCCAAGGAGCAGCACACCUAUGAGAUUCCUGACCUGCUGCCUGGGACCAAGUACAUCGUCACCCUGCGCAACGUGAAGAAAGACAUCUCCAGCAGCCCGCAGCACCUGCUCGCCACCACAGAUGUUGCUGUGGUUGGCACUGCCUGGGUGACAGAAGAGACUGAGAACUCCCUUGACGUGGAGUGGGAGAAUCCCCCAACUGAGGUAGACUACUACAAGCUGCAGUAUGGCCCACUAACAGGGCACGAGGUGGCUGAGGUCACUGUACCCAAGAGCCAUGAGCCCAAGAGCCGAUAUGACAUCACUGGUCUGCAGCCUGGGACAGACUACAAGAUCACUGUGGUCCCCAUAAGAGGAGAUCUGGCGGGCACACCGAUUCACCUGAACGGCCGGACAGAAAUUGAUGGCCCAACCAAUGUGGUCACUAAUCAAGUGACAGAAGACACAGCAGUAGUCUCCUGGAAUCCAGUGAAGGCUGAGAUCGACAAAUAUGUGGUGCGCCACAUCUCCCCUGAUGGAGACAGCAAAGAUACCGCAGUCCCCAAGGACCGAAGCAGCACCACCCUGACUGGCCUGAAGCCGGGAGAGGCGUACGAAGUCUAUGUGUGGGCUGAGAGGGGCACCCAGGGAAGCAAGAAAGCUGACGCCAAGGCCCUCACAGAAAUCGAUAGCCCAGCAAAUUUGGUGACUGAUCGGGUAACAGAAAAUACACUCACUGUCUCCUGGGAUCCAGUGGAGGCUGAAAUUGAUAAGUAUAUGGUGCGCUACACCUCUGCCAAUGGAGAGACCAGGGAGAUUCCAGUGGCUAAGGAGCAGACCAGCACUGACCUGACUGGCCUGAGCCCAGGAGUGGAGUACAAAGUCUAUGUGUGGGCCCAGAAGGGGGACCGAGAGAGCAAGAAAGCCAACACUCAGGCCCCCACAGAUAUUGACAGUCCUAAAAAUCUGGUGACUGACCAGGUGACAGAGAAUAUGGUCACUGUCUCCUGGGACCCAGUGCAGGCUCCUAUUGAUAGGUAUAUGGUGAGCUACACUUCUGCUGAUGGAGAGACCAAGGAGGUUCCAGUAGGGAAGGAACAGAGGAGCACCAUCCUGAAAGGUCUGAAGCCAGGCACGGAGUACAAAUUUCAUGUGUGGGCACAGAAGGGGACCCAGGAGAGCAGAAAGGCUGAUGCGCAGGCCCCUACAGACAUUGACAGCCCCAAAAACCUGGUGACUGACCAGGUGACAGAGAACACUGCCACUGUCUCUUGGAAGCCAGUAAAGGCUGACAUUGACAGGUAUGUGGUGCGUUACACCUCCGCGGAUGGAGAGACCAGGGAGGUUCCGGUGAGGAAGGACCGGAACAGGACCAUCCUGACAGGCCUGAAGCCAGGUGUGGAGUACGAGGUCGAUGUGUGGGCCCAGAAGGGGGCCCGGGAGAGCAGGAAAGCCAACACCAAAGCCCCCACAGACAUUGACAGCCCCAAAAACCUGGUGACUGACCAGGUGACAGAGAACACUGCCACUGUCUCGUGGGACCCAGUGGAGGCUGACAUUGACAGGUAUGUGGUGCGCUACACCUCUGCCGACGGAGAGACCAGGGAAUUUCUGGUGGGGAAGGACCAGAGCAGCACCAUCCUGACAGGCCUGAGGCCAGGUGUGGAGUACGAGGUCGAUGUGUGGGCCCAGAAGGGGACCCGGGAGAGCAGGAAGGUCAACUCCAAGGCCCCCACAGAUAUUGACAGCCCCAAAAAUCUGGUAACUGACCAGGUGACUGAGAACACUGCCACUGUCUCGUGGGACCCUGUGGAAGCCGAUAUUGAUCAGUAUGUGGUGCGGUACAUCUCUGCUGAUGGAGAUACCAGGGAGAUUCCGGUGGGGAAAGAGCACCGUAGCACCCUCCUGACAGGCCUGAGGCCAGGUGUGGAGUACAGGGUGGAUGUGUGGGCCCAGAAGGGGACUCAGGAGAGCAGGAAGGUCACCACCAAGGCCCCCACAGACAUUGACAGCCCCAAAAACCUGGUGACUGACCAGGUGACCGAGAACACUGCCACUGUAUCCUGGGAUCCAGUGGAGGCUGAUAUUGAUAGGUAUGUGGUGCGCUACACCUCUGCUGAUGGAGAAACCAAGGAAUUUCUGGUGGGGAAGGAACACAAGAGCACCGUCCUGACAGACCUGAGGCCAGGUGUGGAGUACAAGGUGGACGUGUGGGCCCAGAAGGGAGCCCGGGAGAGCAAGAAGGCCAAUACGGAGGCCCCCACAGAAAUUGAUAGCCCGAAAAACCUGGUAACCAACCAGGUGACAGAGAAUACAGCCACUAUCUCCUGGGACCCGGUGCAGGCCAACAUUGACAGGUAUGUGGUGCGCUACACCUCUGCUGAUGGAGAGAUCAGGGAGAUUCCAGUGAAGAAGGAGAAGACCAGCACUGUCCUGACCGGCCUGAGGCCCGGUGUUGACUACACGGUCCAAGUGUGGGCCCAGAAGGGCAACCGGCAGAGCAAGAAGGCCAAAACCAAGGCCCCCACAGAAAUUGACAGCCCCAAAAACCUGGUGACCAAUCGGGUGACAGAGACUACAGCUACCAUCUCCUGGGACCCGGUGAGAGCUGCCAUAGACAAGUACGUGGUGCGUUAUACGUCUGCGGAUGGAAAGACCAAGGAGAUUCCAGUGCCAAAGGAGCAGAGCAGCACCAUUGUGACGGGCCUGAAGCCCAGCACGGCCUACACGGUGCAAGUAUGGGCGGCGAAAGGGUCCCGGGAGAGCCAGAAGGCCCACACCAAGGCGCUGACAGAACUCGAUCCUCCCACAAACUUUCGUCCAUUUGGUAUAACACAUUCUGGAGGGGUCUUGACCUGGAUGCCCCCCUCCGCUCAGAUUGAUGGCUACAUCCUCACCUACCAGUUCCCCAAUGGUACCCUGAAGGAGGUGAAGCUUGGAAGAGGCCAAGAGAGGUUUGAGUUGCAAGGCCUUUCACAGGGCAUCACCUACCCUGCUUCCCUGGUUGCUUUUAAGGGUGAUCAGCAGAGCAGGAGUGUAUCCACCUCCCUUUCCACAGUGGAUGCCCGUUUUCCACACCCCUCGGAUUGCAGUCAAGUUCAGCAGAACAGCGAUGCCGCCAGUGGGCUCUACACCAUCUACCUGAACGGUGAUGUCAGCCGGCCCCUGGAGGUGUACUGUGACAUGGACACGGAUGGAGGCGGCUGGAUUGUCUUCCAGAGACGGAACACCGGGCAGCUGGAUUUCUUCAAGCGUUGGCGGAGCUAUGUGGAAGGCUUUGGGGACCUUAAGCAGGAAUUCUGGCUUGGACUGGACAAGCUACACAAUCUCACUAGCAGCACUCCUACCCGGUAUGAGGUCAGAGUGGAUUUACAGACUUCCAAUGAAUCUGCCUAUGCUGUGUAUGAUUUUUUCCAAGUGGCUUCCCCCAAGGAGCGAUAUAAGCUAACAGUUGGGAAAUACAGAGGCACAGCAGGGGACGCUCUUACAUACCACAAUGGAUGGAAGUUUACGACUUUUGACAGAGACAAUGACAUCGCCCUCAGCAACUGUGCCCUGACGCAUCACGGGGGCUGGUGGUACAAGAACUGCCAUUUGGCCAACCCCAAUGGCAAAUACGGGGAGACCAAGCACAGUGAGGGAGUGAACUGGAAGCCAUGGAAAGGACAUGAAUUCUCCAUCCCUUAUGUGGAAAUGAAAAUUCGCCCUCAUGGCUACGGCAGUGAGCGUUUCCGCGGCAGAAAGAAGCGGACUUUGGGAGGAAAGCCAAGAAUGUUCUGAUGGCCUGUCCAACAAUCUUUGCAGGAGACGAGACCAGUUGGAGUCAGGGGUGCGAAAGUUUGGGGCCGGUGGGUGGCGGCGGCUGGGGAACGGAAGGUUGGAGGAUGCUCAGAGCCUCUGGUUUCUGAGAUUGCUGGGUAACCCACAGAACGAGUGAGGUCAGCGCGCUUCAAAUCCCACAGGGUCCUUCCCUGUCACCUGCAGUUUUGCCCAUCACCGCUGGGGGGCCAGCGAGUCAGCACCGUCCUAGUUGUAGUCUGUAGGGUGAACAGACCGUUUUGGAACGUCAAGAUUUUUUCGGCCCAUUUUUGGUACCAGAUAUACUGGAUUAGGAUAGAAAAGUGAAUCUUCCAGGACCUCACGGAUUGGCAGACUCUAGGAACUGGUGCACACAUAUGCAUUUAAAAUCUCUGCUAAUACAAAUCUUUCUAGAAAGGCACCAGACAGAGGUUCCAGCUGCAGAGUCAGGGCUAGGAUGACUUGUUGAAUGUUGCCUCCCAUUCCCUGUGGGUUUUCAGGGAGAAAGUGUAAAUCCCACUCCCUUUUAAUUGCUGGUGUUAUGAGGAAGAACAGAGAGAGUAAAAAGGGGCCAACAUGUGCUUACAUUUAGCUGGGUUCUGACAGUCUCCAGCAUGCUGGAAACCAAAGCUCCAUUUUACUGCUAUUUUUAACAGUCCCCUUAGAUCCAUUUGCAUAAUCAUCUUCACAGAUCUGCAUACGUUGUAAAUAAAGUCUCACUCAUUUCAGUUUAAACAAUUUGACUGUUUGAAACACUAGUUUCUCCCCAAGACUCUCCCCUGACUCUCUUUCACCCCUAGCAGGCCCUCAGCCUCCCUCUUUUCCGGGCUCCCCACACUGCUGGACCCGAGUUUCCAGGCAGUGGGGCACUGAGAGGCUUAGUCUUUGACUGGAUGCUGGGCAAGUCAGAUCCUUUUUCUUAUUUCUUAUCAUUUUGGAAGGUUUUCUGUAGCCAACUCAGUGACCGUUAAAGUAACUUAAAUUCCUAUUCAAGAAAAUAAAACACUUGGUUAAAAAAAGAAAGAAAAAUCUCUUGCCUUGUGUUAUUUUCCCCACAUAAGUGCACUUGAAUUCUAAGUUUAACCUAAGCACAAGUGAAGUACAGUUUGUGUGCUCGUGGAAUCCGGUGGGCUCUGGUCUCCCCGCUGUGUGAUGGCGAAUGGGGACAUCUGAAGAGCAGAAGAGGUGCGUGAGCAGGAAGGACGGUGAAUGUUCUAGAAGCCCUUGAGCCCUGCCAGGCUGGGGUGUAGGGCAUUGUCUAGCUUUCACCAGGUUUUAGCCUCUGGGGAAAUGCCAAGCCAUAUUCCUACAAGCAGUUUGGUCUCCCUGUUACAUUUUCAGUGUGCUUCUCUCUCCCUUUCCCAAGACUUCCCAGACCGACACAAUCAACGAGGCCACUGCGGCUGCUG
Molecule: messenger RNA, 6335 nt
Organism: Cavia porcellus (domestic guinea pig)
Lineage: Eukaryota; Metazoa; Chordata; Mammalia; Rodentia; Caviidae
Gene: Tnn
Product: tenascin N
Exons: 22
Coding region: 223-4908 (1561 amino acids)
Biological process (GO): regulation of cell adhesion
Cellular component (GO): perisynaptic extracellular matrix
Molecular function (GO): protein binding
Source: RefSeq, a predicted model, not a curated record